AUGCCAGAAGGCGCUAAGUGCCGGUCAAGGACAACGGAUGUUGGAAUUUCAUAUCGAGAGUACUCUGUGGGCUUUUUAUCAGCAAAUGCAAAAUGUUGGUGGGCUGGGGCUCUCGCGGCCGCUACGGCGGAGCUCCGGUACGCCGGCUACGUGUCUCCUGGGGUGUUACUGGUGGCUGGUGCUCCCAGGGCCCUGGAGACCGUCAGAGGGGCUUACGCCAGGUCUGUGCUGAAGCCACCACCGACCUACCUUAUUUGUGGACUUGGUGACAUUGAAGACUGUAUAGUGACACCGGCGUACCAGGGCCAGUUCACCCCACUGCCUGAAGCGUUGUGUGACUGCAUCAUGGAUCUAACUUCACAGGGACAAUCAGCAACGCUGGAGGGCAUGAGAACGUCUUUAUCGGCAAAAUUUCCAUCGAUGCAGACCCCGUCACAAGAAGUGGUGUACGAUACCCUGGCCCAGCUGAUGCAGGACAGGAAAAUAUACCAAACCUCCAGAGGAUUCUUCAUAGUCACGCCUGAACGCCGUCGAUCACGUUCCCGCUCAUCAUCCCGGCUCCAGUCAAACGGUAUCGAAGAUGAGUGCCCGUCUCCUCGUACGAUCCUCAUGUCAGAUCAGGAGGCGCUACACCAACUCUACGGAGAGAUCACCACUCUAAGAGACGGUGCUGUGACCCACCAGUGCGUGCAAACCAACCUGGCUGAUGUUAUUUGUGGUGGUAACCCCAAUGACAAAAUUCUAUACGGCCGUCCAAACAAACGUCGAAGUGCUUCCUUUCCAGCCCCCAGGUCUUUGGAACGACGCAACUCGCUGAGGAUCUUCGGCUCUUCCAGCAAGUACCUGCAACGGUGCGCCUCGACAAGGAGCCUCCAUCACAAGAAUGCUAAUACCACCGAUAGUUCAUCGUCCACCGAUUACCCGCCGAGCGUCGAAUCUGCGUCGCCGAAAAAAGUGUCCCUGCUGUCCCGCUUAUUCAGACGAAGCGGCCGCAGCAAACAGACGCGCACGAUGAGCACUUUUUCUGCACAGUUCCCGCCCACUGAGUGGUUCAACUCCAAAGCGGUACACCUUCACUGUGUGGCAACGCAGACAAACUCAAAAGAGUCCCUACAAAGUCAAACAUCGUUCGUCUCAUCUUACUACGACGGUUCGGAGAUCAGUAAUCGGUCAUCGACGCUGCCACGUAGGCACAAGCGACACUUGUCCACCGAGUCAGGGCUGGCAGGCUCCGUUAACUACGAUCAUUCGCCCGUUAGGCACUCCAGUCCCAGUUCCGGCAGCUUACCACGAUCAACACUAAGCCGGAGUUCUACCCAUAAAACCAUAUUAGAUCAUUUCGGAUCACCACAAAGAAACAGCGACCCUAAACUGAGAGAUAGUCCAAGCGGCAGUCUAAGAAGGGUUGACUACUCAAACUCAGAUCACAUCAUGUCCACGAGUGGCCCAUCUAGCCUGGAAAGUACGACUCCACUGCGUACACCUCGUAAGGAUGCCAAAAACGGUCACUUAGACCAAAACUCCCCAAUGAAAAGGAGCUACAACACCAGUGGGAGUAGCGGUCACUCAAGUCUUGAGUCUCAUAUAUCAGACCGCACGUUAAAGCCUUCGCCUAGUCAUAGCAACUCGCACGGAGCACCCGGCCUUAGCAGAGCACAAUCACUUGUUAAAGUCCAAAGCCUACAAAGCUCACCAAAAAGCUUACACAAGUACAGAACGAAACCACCUCUUGUCGGUGGUGAAACGGUAAAAAACGGUAACACGUCACCCAAAACUUCGCCAAAAAACUGUCCAAGCACACCCAAAAAACCCGCAACCCCUCUGCAUAAAACCUUAGGGUCAAAGGUAGAAAACCCAUCAACGACGAUGUUGGCCAGUUCCAAUUCUAACAAUUCAAUCACACUAAAAGUUACCACAAAUACUAUGUCUCAAAACGGUGGUGGUACUAACACCAAAGUAUAUGUACAAAAUUCGCCAGUAAGAUCCGUUAUCACUUUUGAAAACGGUAAGGUCACUGAGACCACCAACGGGAGCAACAUUUAUAUCAUCAAUGAUGAUCGACAAGUCGUAUCUGUAUCUCAAAAUGGGGUUCAAAACAAAACUGCUAAAAAUCCCACUGAAACAUCAUUCGAUGUUUGUGUUGAAAAGAAUAAACAGAUGUAUCAAGAAGCAGAAUCGAUGAAAGUACAAGAAAAUAAGUUCAACAAAAAUUCAAUUAACGAUACGGGUAUGAAUAAUAAUCGUAAGCUUUCUUUACAAAUAGGUGGUGCAACUAACAAUAACAGUUUUGUAUAUAAAAAUCAAUUGAACAAUACAAACGAAGUUGCAUCAAAUCCCGCCUCUCCGGCAAUACAUAACAAUAUAAAUAAUUUGGAAACUACCGCAAACAGUAACCCUUCAACGCCAACUAAAAGUUACGAUAACAUUAUAGGAUCGUUGGGAAGCUUGAGGUAUCAGAAGAACUCCUUAUCGUCGGCCAACAGCGGUAUACAAACCAAUAUAAAUUCGAACAGCGAGCUGAAGAGCGUCGAUCUAUUGAAGAAGGCAGCCGCGCUACAAAUGCUGAAUGGGCUGCCGAGUGUAAACAACAGAGUCAGUUCGGACUCCAUAGCGAAUUUACUAACAAAAGCUAUCGACCAGAAACCAACAGUUCUGGGAUCCGAGCCGAACUUAGCUCUAAAGAACCAGGAACCCAUAAAAGACAAAAAUACGUCAUCUGAAAAGAUACAUUGUUUGGAGAACAAACAAAAGAGGUACAGCCUCAGUCAAGAAAGCAAGAAGGAGAAUCAGGAUUUCUACAAUUUUCCGAGCUUAAGCGAUUUGAGCUUUAAUUUUACGAGUUUAGCUGCGCAGAAGAUUUUAAAAGGUGUCAGUAUAAAUAGUGUAGACACCUUGGUGGAGCUAAAUAUGGCCGCCAACAAUUCAGAGAAGCAGAACAACCGCGAUGUCGCUGCCGUGUGCACGGACUUUGGCCUUGUAUAG
Molecule: messenger RNA, 2982 nt
Organism: Arctia plantaginis
Lineage: Eukaryota; Metazoa; Arthropoda; Insecta; Lepidoptera; Erebidae
Source: the annotation of a GenBank genome assembly